CAGGGAGGAGGGGGUUCGGUCUCCGCUUUGACAGGCGCCAGCAGCCGGAGGGAAAGGAAGGGAAGGGAAGGAGGGAGGAAGGGAAGAAAGGAAAGAAGGAAGGGGCAGCCCAGGCUCAUCUGAUCCGAGUCCAGGGGGAUCCAGCCAGGCCGGGGUCCCAUGUAGCUGCCUAGUCCUGGGUCGGGUCCCUCUGGCGAUCGGGGCUCUGGGCUGCGGAGGAUGAGCGAGCGGCGCCGGUCUCCUCUGGCGCUGAGCUCCCGGGCCCACGCCUUCUCCGUCGAGGCCCUGAUCGGGGCCCACAGCAAGGCCAGCAGCCGCAGGAAGAGGAGGCAGAGCGGCAGCCGCCGCCGCUGGGACGGGAAGGGCCUCCGCCUGGCUGCCAUGGGAGCCCUCAGCCCUCAAGGGGCCCCCGAGGAAGAGGAAGAGGAAGAGGAGGAGGAAGAGGAGGAAGAAGGAGGAGGAGGAGGAACUGGAGAGAUCCCCCAAGCCCUGGAGCUCCAUGCCGAUUCAGAACAGAGCACCGGGUCCGACACUGAGGUGCUGGCUGAGAGAACAUCCUGCUCCUUUGGUUCCCACUUGGACCUCACAUCUGGCAGCUCCGUCCCUCAGCCGCCUGUUGCUUCAUCCAUGGAAGAGAUCCAGGUGGAGCUGCAGUGUGCUGAUCUCUGGAAAAGAUUCCAUGACAUUGGCACAGAAAUGAUCAUCACUAAAGCAGGCAGAAGAAUGUUUCCUGCAAUGAGAGUGAAGAUUACAGGACUGGAUCCUCACCAGCAGUAUUACAUUGCAAUGGACAUAGUGCCUGUGGAUAACAAGAGGUACAGGUAUGUGUACCACAGCUCCAAGUGGAUGGUAGCCGGCAACGCUGACUCUCCAGUGCCUCCAAGGGUUUAUAUUCACCCCGACUCACUGGCAUCUGGAGACACCUGGAUGCGGCAAGUGGUCAGUUUUGAUAAACUCAAACUGACUAACAAUGAGCUAGAUGACCAAGGCCAUAUAAUCCUGCAUUCAAUGCACAAGUAUCAACCUCGUGUCCACGUUAUCCGCAAGGACUUUAGCAGUGACCUGGCCCCCACAAAGCCAGUUCCCACUGGAGAUGGAGUGAAAACCUUCAGCUUUCCAGAGACCGUCUUCACCACAGUCACUGCUUAUCAAAAUCAACAGAUCACAAGGCUAAAAAUUGACCGGAAUCCAUUUGCAAAAGGAUUCAGGGAUUCUGGAAGAAACAGAACUGGGCUGGAGGCCAUUAUGGAAACCUAUGCAUUCUGGAGGCCCCCUGUGCGCACCCUCACCUUUGAAGAUUUCACCACCAUGCAAAAACAGCAAGGGGGCAGCACAGGAACUUCCCCAACGACUUCAAGUACAGGGACCCCCUCACCCUCUGCGUCUUCUCAUCUCCUUUCUCCAUCAUGUUCGCCACCAGCCUUUCAUUUGCCUCCCAAUUCUUUCAACGUUGGUUGUCGUGAGAGCCAAAUUUGUAACCUGAACCUCUCUGAUUACCCUCCAUGUGCAAGAAGUAACAUGGCCGCCUUGCAGAGCUACCCUGGGCUGAGUGACAGUGGAUACAAUCGGCUCCAGAGCGGUGCAGCUUCUGCCAUCCAGCCCUCUGAAAAUUUCAUGCCUCAGCGGACUCAGUCCUUGAUCUCAGGAAUGCCUACUCCUUCUUCACUGCCUAACAAUAGCAAGAUGGAGGCCUACAGUGGCCAGCUGGGGUCCUUCUCAACUUCUCAGUUCCAGUAUGUCAUGCAAGCAGGCAACUCUGCCUCCAGCUCUUCUUCUUCACCAAUGUAUAGCGGUGGCCACAUGCAGCAGAGCUCCUAUAAUGCCUUUUCCCUUCACAACCCAUACAAUUUGUAUGGAUACAAUUUCCCAGCUUCUCCAAGGCUGACAGGAAGCCCUGAGAAACUGGCCACUACCCAAAGCACUUUACUUUGCUCUUCGCCUUCCAAUGGGGCCUUUGGAGAGAGGCAAUAUCUCUCAGCAGGGAUGGAUCAUGGGAUGCAUGUGAUCAGUCCUCCCAGCAACAGCCAGCCAACAGCCAACGCCUGUGAGAAUAGACAGUAUGGGGCUGUUCCAGGACCUUCCUCACAAAUGUCUGUGCACAUGGUUUAAUUGGUGCAACUCAUUCUCUUUGUCAACAAUGAGCAAGAAUCACAUUAUUUCUAUUAUGGUGAUCUCAUCCCUGUUGCUUUUCCAUAUGAACGAGGAUGCGUAUUUGAAUGAUGUGUAUUUGAAAUCUCUAGCUGCACUCCAAAGAACCUGACAGCUGCAACUGGAAUGGAAAGGCUUGUGUAACUGAAUAGCUUCUUCUCCCAAUGGAGUCUUUUAAAAAUGGCAUAAUCUGCAAAACAACAACAGAAGUAACAAGCAAGGGCGGGUGUGGGGUGGGGAGACCUAUAUGGUUUAUGCAAUAAUUGUCUGAGCUUAAUAUGAACUUGUCACAACAGUGGAAGUCCAGGGUGCCUGCUGUUUCUUCCACGUUUCCCAGAUUCAACCAAUAGUCCCUGGUGACCUCAUCUGAUAAUGUUGCACUGCCUUUAAGAGGCCAUAACUGUUGUAGCUUCAUCUUCUCUUUUCUUGCCAUCUAUCAAUCCACAACCUUCUCUCACCCACUGUCGCAAAAGAACAUUGUAUAUGAACUAGAAAUCCUCUUCCUUGUGAGAUUUCUGCCUUUGCCACCUUUGGAGUUUGUUGUGCUUUCCAUAGAAAAAUAAAUUUUCCUUACAGAAGCAUGUCAGGCUGAAAGGUGGUGAGAAGGAGAGAAGCCAUUAAGGUUAAAAAAGCUUUCUGUAAUUUUGCAAGGAAUUUGAUAAUAUGCUUAAUAGGAGAAGGAGGCAAGAUCUCUGAUAUAUGGUAUCCCAUUUUGAAAAUGCUGUGAAAAGAGAAAUAGUUUUUAUUUGUGCAUUCAGUGCCUAUGUAACAUUAGAAAAGAAAUGGCAAGCCAAGUGGCAAAACAUUUACCACUCAUAGAAACCAGUGGUAAGAAAAGAAAUUUUCCAGACUGAGUUAAUAUUGAAUGGUGGCCACAAAUAUGCUCUGAGAAUACACUUUUUUAAUCCAAUUGCCUUGCAAAUACUACAGAAAAAUGUUAGCCCAUUAAUGUCAAUGAUAAUCAUUACCCUUGUCCAGUCUGCCAGUUUGGCCAAGAAGUAUUACCUUCUAAAAAUAUUGUUCUCUUGUUUUUUCCAACUCUGAGAAGUAAGCAAACAAAUAAUGUUCAAGCUAAGAAGUUUAAAAAUGUGUGAAAAUCCAAAUACCUAAUGACACAAUACAGAAACUACAGAAUAGCGAUUUGUUUUGGUGUGUUGUAGAUAAAUGUAUUUAUGUCUCUAGAGCGUGGGGGAGGGAGGGAAUUCAACAUUAUGAAUAUUAAAGAGGGUUACAUGGGCAUGUAAAAUAUAUAUUAAGAAAGAAAAUGUAUAAAGCUUUGCCCUGUGCAGGGAACUCUUGUUUCUAGGUGAAAAGAACAGAACUGGUGCAAAAUAAACCUUUGUUCCUUU
This is a messenger RNA of Sceloporus undulatus (fence lizard), 3497 nucleotides long. It is a transcript of the gene TBX15, whose product is annotated as T-box transcription factor 15. Gene Ontology annotation, biological process: cell fate specification; regulation of transcription by RNA polymerase II; positive regulation of DNA-templated transcription. The record is from RefSeq and is a predicted model, not a curated record. Gene Ontology annotation, cellular component: nucleus. Bases 220 to 2109 code for a protein of 629 amino acids. Lineage: Eukaryota; Metazoa; Chordata; Lepidosauria; Squamata; Phrynosomatidae. Gene Ontology annotation, molecular function: DNA-binding transcription factor activity, RNA polymerase II-specific; RNA polymerase II cis-regulatory region sequence-specific DNA binding. The transcript is spliced from 8 exons.